UAUAAACCCUAGAUAUAAUCCCCUCUCAACGUAGCUCUCAUCUCAAAAUUUCUUACGGAGUUCUCUACCACUAGCUUAUCCAUGACGAACAUCUCCUCUCUUUGCCUCUUUUUUUUCACUUUACCUACCAUCUUGAACCCGAUAUGUGCUCUGAAAAGUUGUGAGUUCCCAGCUAUCUUUAACUUUGGUGACUCAAAUUCGGACACAGGAGGAUUCGUUGCUUCCUUCCCUCCUCUUAAUCCCCCCUAUGGAGAAACUUACUUUCAAAUGCCGGUGGGGAGGUUCUCCGAUGGACGGCUGAUUAUAGAUUUCGUCGCAAAGAGUUUGAAUCUCUCAUUUCUUAGUGCUUACCUCAACUCUCUGGGGACCAACUUUACUGUCGGAGCAAAUUUUGCCACAGCAUCAUCCACCAUUACAUUGCCAGCUAGGAUUAUACCGGCCAAUAAUGGAUUCAGUCCAUUCUACUUUCUAGUGCAAUAUAAUCAAUUCGUGCAGUUAAAGGACAGAUCACAGUUGAUUAGGAAACAAGGAGGGGUAUUUGCACAAUUGAUGCCCAAGGAGGAAUAUUUUCAAAAAGCUUUAUACACAUUCGAUAUUGGUCAAAAUGAUCUUGGAGCUGGAUUUUUCGGAGAUAUGUCUGUUGAGGAAGUAAAUGCCUCUGUUCCUAACAUUGUCAAUACAUUCUCGACAAAUGUUAAGAGCAUAUACAAUUUGGGAGCGAGAUCAUUCUGGAUUCACAAUACAGGACCAAUUGGUUGUCUUGCUUAUGUUUUAGCCAAUUUUCCUUCUGCUGAAAAAGACAGUGUUGGUUGCGCCAAGUCUUAUAAUGAAGUAGCUCAAUACUUCAAUUAUGAGUUGAAAGAGACUGUACUUCAACUCAGGAAGGCUUUUCCUUCAGCAGCAUUCACAUAUGUAGAUGUAUAUUCUGUGAAGUAUUCUUUAUUCAGUGAACCCAAAAAACAUGGAUUUGAGCUUCCACUUGUAGCAUGCUGUGGCUACGGAGGCCUGUAUAAUUACAGUAGCAGUGCUGGAUGUGGAGCAACAAUCACAGUAAAUGGCACCCAGAUAACCGUGGGCUCAUGCGAUGAUCCCUCGGUACGAGUCGUUUGGGAUGGAAUUCAUUACACCGAGGCCGCCAACAAAUUUAUUUUUGAGCAAAUAUCUACAGGAGCCUUUUCUGAUCCUCCUAUUCCUUUGAAGAUGGCAUGUCACAGGACAAUGGGUUAAUAUAUAGGUAUAAAUCUAUAGUUCAUUAUCAUAUAAUCUAGGUGAUCAAUCUCAAUAAAGGAUGAAUUAUUCAAUAUGCUAUGAAUUGUACUAUUCUCUCUCAUAAAAAUACGAGAUUUACGAAUUAUUUUCA
This is a messenger RNA of Populus euphratica (Euphrates poplar), 1360 nucleotides long. RefSeq names its product esterase-like. Gene Ontology annotation, molecular function: hydrolase activity, acting on ester bonds. The record is from RefSeq and is a predicted model, not a curated record. NCBI's taxonomy places the organism in Eukaryota, Viridiplantae, Streptophyta, Magnoliopsida, Malpighiales, Salicaceae. The transcript has 5 exons. The coding region runs from base 82 to 1227 and encodes 381 amino acids.